GAAGCGUUUUCUCCUGGUACCUAAACACAUUGUUAUAGCGGCUGAUAACGCUGAUGGUUUUCACUUUGUUAGUCUGAUGAUCUCUGGGAAUAGUCAGUGAGGAUUGUUUAAUAGGAUCUCUGAUUUUUUUUUGUUUCUGCUGGAUGAUCUGAAGUCAGCGCUGUUGCCAUGACGACAGACGAGGCAGAGAGUCACCAGAAGAAGCCGAGGCAGCAGGAGGAAGCCGGUCAGGAAGCCCGGCCGCCCUCGCCGGAGGAGGGCGAGCAGCUCCGGCCUCGAAACCGCAACUCUGCCGGCCGCGGCCUCUCCCGCCUCUUCUCGUCCUUCCUGAAGAGGCGCUCGCAGUGCGACAGCGAGGGGGGAGAGAGGGAGAACAAGGAGGGGGAGGAAGAAGCUAAAGCCCCCAUCGCCGACCCCGAACCAGAGCUCAGGACAGAGGGAGAGGUGGCCCCGGAUCAGCACUCAGUGAGCAGCGCUGAGGCUCAGGCUGUUCAGGUAGAGAAGAAGGAGGCGGGGGAGGAGGAGGCGGCGGAGGUGGAGGUGGAGGAGGGAAAAGACACAGAGAAGGACAAGGAGAAAGAAGAGGAGGCCACCCUGGAGAAGGAGAAGGAGGACAAGGAGAAGGAGGAGGAGGAGGAGAAGAAGAAGGAGGAGGGGGAGGAGGAGGGGUGUCCUGAAGGAGGCAGUAAAGGAGAGAAGGAGGAGAAGGUGAUGGAGGAGGAGGCCAAAGCUCCCCGAGCUCCACGCCGGCCGAAGACGAUGCAGAUCAAAGUGACGCUGCUGGACGACGCUCAGUUUGAGUGUGAGCUGGACAAACAUGCCAAAGGUCAGGAGCUGUUCAUGAAGGUGUGUGACCACCUCAACCUGCUGGAGAAGGAUUACUACGGUCUGGCCAUCUGGGAGACGCCCACCAUGAAGAUCUGGAUGGACCUGGCCAAAGAGAUCCGCAGGCAGGUACAAGGUGCCAACUAUAAUUUCACCUUCAAUGUGAAGUUUUAUCCUCCCGACCCGGCCCAGCUCUCUGAGGACAUUACAAGGUAUUACCUGUGUCUCCAGCUGAGAAAGGACAUCCUGCAGGGCCGUCUCCCCUGCUCCUUCGUCACUCUGGCCCUGCUGGGAUCCUACGCCUUGCAGUCAGAGCUUGGGGAACACGAUCCCGAGGUGCACGGCAGCGAGUACGCUAAAGAGCUGAAGAUGGCCCAGGGUCAGACGAAGGAGCUGGAGGACAAGAUGAUGGAACUGCACCAGACGUACAGGGCAAUGAGUCCGGCUCAGGCGGACAUGAUGUUUCUGGAGAACGCCAAGAAGCUGUCCAUGUACGGAGUCGACCUGCACCAGGCCAAGGAUCUGGACGGCGUGGACAUCAUGCUGGGCGUCUGCUCCAGCGGUCUGAUGGUCUACAAAGACAAGCUGAGGAUCAAUCGUUUCCCCUGGCCCAAAGUCCUCAAGGUGUCCUACAAACGCAGCAGCUUCUUCAUCAAGAUCCGACCGUCUGAGGUGGAACAGUAUGAGAGCGCCAUCGGCUUCAAACUGCCGAACUACAAGGCCGCCAAGAAGCUGUGGAAAGUGUGUGUGGAGCAUCACACCUUCUUCAGACUGACAUCCACAGAGAUGGCCACCACUCCCAGGAAGUUCCUGGCGCUGGGCUCCAAGUUUCGUUACAGCGGUCGGACUCAGGCUCAGACCAGACAGGCGAGCUCUCUGAUCGACAGACCGGCUCCUCUGUUCCAGCGCACCUCCAGCAAGAGGAACUCCCGCAGCCUGGACGGAGCCAUGGCGUCCACCCCCGACAAUAAGUCCACUCGUCCGGUCAGCGCUCCUGUGAUGUCACCAGUGUCUCCCGGGGAGGCGACCCCGUCCCCACUGCUCAGCGCCCUGCGCCGCUCCGACCACCGCGACGGCUCCGCCCUCAGAGGACCCCGCUGUGCAAUCAGGAAGUCGGCCAAGAAGGCGGAGAGUCAGCCGACUGAGCACAGCAAGAGCCAGAGUCCGCGACCAGAGAACACUCCAGACAUCAAGACCGUGGCGAGGAGAGAGCGAAGGCACUCGCCCUCUGUGACCACGGCCAACGGGGAGAGAGAGAGAAAGAGCCAGCACUCUCCUCAGGACAAAACAAAGAUGGAGGUGAUGCGAGUGAGGAAGAAAAGAGCAAAGAAACUUGAGGGGGAAACGAUUUAUAUCAGACAUAGCAAUUUAAUGUUGGAGGACCUGGAUAAGACCCAGACUGAGAUCAUGCGUCACCACACAAGCAUCAGCGAGCUGAAGAGGAGCUUCAUGGAGUCGGUACCCGAGCCUCGGCCCAGCGAGUGGGACAAACGUCUCUCCACUAACUCACCUUUCCGCACAGCGAGCAUCAACGGCCAACUGCAGCCAGCGCGAGGGAGGCAGUCACUGUUUGGACACAAGGUAAGAGCUUGUAGUUUGUCCCCAGCACACGGGGGGCCGCGGCUCUACAGACAGGACUGCCUGCUGGAGGAAGAAGAGGAUGAGGAUGAGGAGGACAGUGAUGUUGAAUGGGUUGAUGAGGGUGAGGAGGAAGAGGAAGAAGAGGAAGAACAAGCUCACGGUCACACUCUGAAGGUGGCUAUAAACGUGCCCGACGAGGGGAUGAGUUUAGUUAACCCAUGUGAGCUGAACCCAGCCCGGAUCAAGGCGUCCCGGAUGUCCUUCUUCCUGUCGGGGCUGCUGGUGAUGGCUCUCACCAUGCUGUGGCUGGCUUUCAUUUAGAGGACAAAUAAACAGGACGGUUCCUGAACAUUAAAUCUUGAAAGGUGACCACAACCAUCCACAGACUUCCUUAUCCAGUGCUGUUUGUUCCUUUUCCUUUGAAGUCAUUAUUGCUGCCGCUCCUCUCUUCGAGGCACCUCAGUCCAGCCUAAAAUGACUCAAAGACAUUUACCUCAGCCUGGUAACUGUUGCUACGUCUGUCAAGGUUUUAACGACAAUAAUCCACCGUAAUCACACAGCAGCCAUUUUUCUCUGACACCAGGCUCAGGGUGGGAAGCUCAAACGCUGUCAUUAUGUGUAACUGUGUUCCAGGUUUGAAAAUGCUAUAAACACAAGGAUCUGACUUUUGACUAACAUUUGAAUGCUUUUGGAUUGAUCAGCAGUUGAAAGAGGAUGGAUAGUGAAAAAAAAUCCAUGGGUACAUUAAGUAUUUUCUAAGCGGUUUCUUAGCGCUGUUGACUACAUUUCCAGUACAAGUUCUGAAGGAACGCCCUGAAUUGCAUGUUUAAUUUAAAAAACAGGUUUAUUAUAAACUGAUUUAGGACCUGUCUGUUAUUCAGCCCCAGCGCAGGUUAAUGUUGGACCAAUAUCAGCAGACAAUCAGGCCGAGCGUACAUUAGGAAUCCAUCCACGGAGACGAGAAAUUACUCAGGAAAGCAUCUCUGCAAUUUUAUAAAAAGUUUUCCGCUAAUGUUAGUGAAACUAAUGUUGAUUCUGACUUCAUUUACAGUUUAAGCACUGGUCCGUGGUUGGGCCAAAAAGAAAAGUUGAUACAGGAGUCACGUGAUGUUCGGACCAUAAACCAACAAUGUCAGAGUAAAGCCGCUUUCACAUAUACACUCCUGAAAAUAUCCAGAUCAUUUCAGGAGGACUGCUCUAGAGAUUCUCCUAACCUGAGUGUUCACAUGUGCUCCUCACGGCGGGAGAAUAUCCCUGUCAGACGGGAGGGGGGGUCUCCUCAGGCAAGACAUGAUGUAAAAAAGCGAUGCAGAAGAGGCGGACGUAACUACUGAGUCGGCCAUACGACUCUAUAAUUAGAACAUUUGCCUUUAUAUCAAUGCUAUGUGUAGUUCAGCGGAAUCACAACAAGCGGAGAAGAACAUACUGACGAACAGAAAACAGAUUAAUGAACACUGUGCACUAGUCACAGGAUAUAAAUGUCACUCUCCCCUCCGAUUGGCUCAAGGUGAAAUCUCCAGAUAAUAUACCGCAGCUCACUCGGACUUGCUGCGGAAUAAAUACUAGCUGUCUGGCCGGAGAAAUCCGGAUAAAGUCAUAGUGAAAAAUGUGGCUGUUUGCAUUCACACAUACGGCUCCUCCUGGAAAUAUCAGGAUUUUCAGGAGUUUUUGUGCAAUGUCACGAUGUCUUGGAGUCUUCCAGAGGAUAAAGUUGACAUGAGCAGCAUUUGCUUUACAGACAGUAAAUAAAGGUAAAGUUCAUAGUGAGCUGUUGCUGCCUGGGUUGAUGUGAAAGACGAUUUUCGAUAUGCAGGACAACAGUAACAUAAAAAAUGUGAUUUGGAUUUAACUCAGUCUGGAAAGGUUUCCAUGAGCCAGAACAGAAAUAACAUUGUUUAAACCCAUAAAAAAGAAUCAAAUCAACUCACUACUGACCCGUGAAGUGAAUCAUCUGAGCUGUGGAUUCAUCGGACAACAAGAUCCAGUGUGCAGUUAGGAUGAAUAAAAUUAUAUCUGAUAUAAAUAUGUGAUACCUUUUAGAACUUAUCAGCCCAAUACUGUCCUUCAAAGGCCUUAAAUGAAACUGUUGCACUUCUUAAGGCACCGUGUACUUGUUUACAUGACUUCACUGCUGGUUUGUUGCAUGAUUGUUGACGUCUUUAGUGGUCUGUCAGCUACAUUAUGCAACUUUUCUCCGACUGAGCUUUUUUUAAAAUGCUGCCCAAAGGUCUGUGACUCAUGUUGGAGCCGCUGCAGCGAAGGAUCGGACUGUUCAGUUCUUUUAAUGAAAUUAUCCCAUAUCCUGUUUCAGAGACAGGAGAUCUGAACAGACGCCAACGUGGUGAUCCUCGGCGUGCUCGUUGGUGCUGUCAAACAGGCAGUGCUGACCUUUUGAAGAGAACAAAGAGUCCAAAAAGAGAUAGCCCACUUUAUAAGCAGUCAACACAUCCACUUUUCAUUAACCUUUAGUAUAAACAGCUUGAUGAAAGACGCUCCGUCUAAGCAGUACACACAGCUGUGAACGCUGCAUUCUUUGCAUUAUUCACCAAAUAAGACCAAAUGUGUUCCCAAAACCUACUUCCUGUAAAACUUCAAAAAGAGGCCCAUCCCAAUUGAAGGCCCCGCCCCUUUUACUAGCCGGGCACGCUUUGACAGAUAAAGGUCUCAGUUAGAGGCCGUGAUGCAUUUAGUGUUAAAAUAGUUUGCAGAUCAAAUAUAAGGAGAAAAAGCAGCAAGACACAAAAAAUAAAGAUGAACUUGUGCUGGUGCUGGCUUUAAGGCGCACUCACACCAGGCAAAGUUGUCCCGUACCGUACUUAAGUGCGAUUACCCCCCCCCCCCCCCCAUUCCCCCGCUUGCCUGCACUCACACUGCUCCAGGACUUACAGGGCUUGAGCACAGUGUCCUCUUGUACAUAACGUCCUCAUACAACACAUACAUGGCUUUAUAUGAUCAUGAAGCGUGCUCAGUUUACAAGACAGAAAGACUUGAGGCAAAAAAAAGGAACACGCUGUCGGGUCCGCAUCUGCACAUUGGAGAACAACACAGAGAACACGAGAGCUACUUAUCGACUUUGUGGCUUAUUUUGAGUCAUGUUAGUCAGAUACGGACAGAAGACUCCUGAAAUGUCUAGAUAAUAGAAGGCUGUCCACGUUGUGUUCCCAUGCUUGUGCAUGAUCUGUACCGUGCUGAAGCACACCUUCCAAGCUUGCCAGGGCCGAGGAAGUGUACCAAGCUUCAGCACGGUAUGGAGCACUCACACUAGUCAAACAAACUGGACUUUAAGGGUGAAGUGUGCUUGGGCACGGUAUGGGUGGCCUAGUGUGAGUGUGUCCUUAGAGAUGGAAAUAAAUGUGGACAUUAUGGAACAAAGGUUUUUUCCUCUCUUAUGCUAAAUGCUAACGCUAUAACAGCGGCUUUAAACAGUUACUAUGUGACUCACCAUUUGAAGGCUCUUGGACGAUUCUAUGAAUGUUGUCACCGCGGUGUAGACACAGCUCAGAGCCUUUACACCAAUGACAGGAGAUGAUGGCCAUCUGGGUGUUGAUGAACUCUGGGAGAGUAUAAUGUUUACCCCUUGAUAUUUGGCUGGGACUGAACUGGAGCAUUACUUUUACAACACUGCUAUUGAACACCAUAUAUAUCUAUAAAAAAAAAACAACAACUUGUGCAUGCUGAAUCUUUGUGUCCUGCUGGUUUAAUGUCAUGGAUCCUUGUGUAAUUCUCUUUCUGUAGGCCUGAACUUUUCACUGUGAUCUUAGAGCAACCUUUACGUUGUUAAAACAUCAACUGAUGGACUUUCUGUCAUCCAGCCGUCGGAUUUCUCUCUCUGUAUGUUUAAACUUUUACAGUGUUCAUUGAAAGCUGCAGUAAGGUGUGUUAUAGGUCGUAUAAAAUAAUAAAUGCAUCGAAUCAC
This is a messenger RNA of Labrus mixtus (cuckoo wrasse), 6322 nucleotides long. RefSeq names its product erythrocyte membrane protein band 4.1a (gene epb41a). Gene Ontology annotation, molecular function: structural molecule activity; actin binding. The transcript has 17 exons. Gene Ontology annotation, biological process: cortical actin cytoskeleton organization. Bases 169 to 2727 code for a protein of 852 amino acids. Gene Ontology annotation, cellular component: cytoskeleton; plasma membrane. NCBI's taxonomy places the organism in Eukaryota, Metazoa, Chordata, Actinopteri, Labriformes, Labridae. The record is from RefSeq and is a predicted model, not a curated record.